AUGUCGUUGAAACUCAAUACUCCUUUCCCAAUUUUCGCGCCAUCUCUAUUCCCAAACCCAAGAGGACCCAGCGAGAUCCGAUUCUCUAGAUGGGGAAACGCAAAUGCCGAGAAAUUCGAGCAGCGUCGCCGGAGCCAAGAAGAGCUCGAGGCUGAGAUCCGUCGCGACCGUCGUUUCGACGCCGUCACACAAAUCAUCCAUACGCAAGAUUCAACCGCCGCAGCUUCCGAGCCUAAAACGUCUCCGUUUAGAUCAAAAGGCACUCCUUCACUACCAUCAGCUCGAUCGAUCCCGGGUCGUAGAUCCAAAUACUCCAAACCCGAUUCAGGACCCAAUAAGCCGAAGAACAAACCGAAAGUACCCGAUUCGCCUCCGCAAUUAGACUCCAAGGCUGAGGUUAAGCUAAGCGACGACGGAUUAACUUACGUCAUCGACGGAGCUCCGUUUGAAUUCAAGUAUAGUUACACGGAGACACCUAAGGUUAAGCCAUUGAAGCUUCGUGAGCCUGCUUACGCGCCUUUUGGACCGACGACGAUGGGAAGGCCAUGGACUGGUCGAGCUCCGCUUCCUCAGUCGCAGAAGACGCCGAGGGAAUUCGAUUCUUUCCGGUUGCCUCCGCCGGAUAAGAAAGGAGUGAAACCGGUUCAGAAACCGGGUCCUUUUCGACCCGGGGUUGGUCCUAGGUAUGUUUACACUAAGGAGGAGAUUUUGGGAGAGCCAUUGACAAAAGAAGAGAUUAGAGAGCUUGUUACUUCUUGCUUGAAGACAACAAGGCAAUUGAAUAUGGGGAGAGAUGGUUUGACGCAUAACAUGUUGAACAACAUACAUGAUUUAUGGAAGCGGCGAAGGGUUUGUAAGAUUAAAUGCAAGGGAGUUUGUACAGUCGACAUGGAUAAUGUUUGCGAGCAAUUAGAGGAGAAAAUUGGUGGGAAGGUGAUAUACAGAAGAGGAGGUGUGCUUUUUCUGUUCCGUGGCAGAAACUAUAAUCACAGGGCAAGACCGCGUUUCCCUCUUAUGUUGUGGAAGCCUGUUGCACCUGUUUACCCGAGGCUGAUUCAACAAGUUCCUGAGGGUUUAACUCAUCAGGAAGCUAUUGAGAUGCGGAGGAAAGGACGAGAGCUUAUGCCCAUAUGCAGGCUAGGGAAGAAUGGUGUGUACUGUGACCUUGUGAAAAAUGUGAAAGAAGCAUUUGAAGUUUGUGAAUUGGUUCGGAUCGAUUGUCAAGGUCUGAGAGGCAGUGAUUUUAGGAAAAUCGGUGCUAAACUCAAGGAUCUUGUUCCAUGCGUGCUCAUAUCUUUUGAAAACGAGCAGAUUCUUAUGUGGAGAGGACGAGAAUGGAAAUCGUCUCUCACAAUUCCAGAUAAAAAGGAUGAUAUCCUCGGAGAUAUCGAAGUUGAUACUGCCUUGCCAGAAGAUGAUGAAGAAUCGGUGUCACCAAAUCAGACUCAAAUUGUGACCCAGAACUCUCCUUGGGGUUCUACGGAACUGCAUAGUGAUCCAGAUGGUGAUGAUCUGAGCCGCCCAUCAACUAUAGAUUUUUCAGCAAUUGAGGGCACAGACAGUUCUCUACCGAGCUCGUCUACAGAAGAUGCAACUGAGCUAACUACAGAUAGCUCUCUAGGAGACCAUCACGAAACUGAACACGAGUCUGAAACAUCGGAAGAGAUCAACAAACAAAGCAUAGAGAGAGUUCUAAAUCUGAUGAAACAAGCUGUAGAGAGCGGUGCUGCACUUGUGUUAGAUGAUACUGAUCUAGAUGCAGACACAGUCUUUGCAAAAGCUGUCGCCUUUUCGGCAGUAGCUCCACCCGGACCAGUUUUCCAGCAUGGCUUGAGGAAACAACCAACGGUUAAGAAGCAGGAAACCCGAGAAUUCGGAUACCAAAACUUGGAGGCGAAGACGAGUAGUGUGGUGGUUUCGGGGAAAAAAGAAGUUGCAGUGAGAGUAGUAGAAAGAGAUGAGAAGAAGGAGAAAGAAGGAUUGACGAAGACAGUGAAUCAGUUUGAUGAAGAUUACAGAGAAGUGAUACCUCUUGGAACACUCAAGGUAGAUGAACUAGCUAAACUACUCUCAUAA
Arabis nemorensis is the source of this 2076-nucleotide messenger RNA. The record is from the annotation of a GenBank genome assembly. Lineage: Eukaryota; Viridiplantae; Streptophyta; Magnoliopsida; Brassicales; Brassicaceae.